Molecule: messenger RNA, 570 nt
Organism: Fragaria vesca subsp. vesca
Lineage: Eukaryota; Viridiplantae; Streptophyta; Magnoliopsida; Rosales; Rosaceae
Exons: 1
Coding region: 1-570 (189 amino acids)
Source: RefSeq, a predicted model, not a curated record
AUGCUUGACUGCAAGCUUGUUGAGACACUAAUUGAGAUGAAUCACAACCUUGCCAUCUAUCCGAAUCAAGUUCCAACUGAUAAAAGAAGGUAUCAACGUUUAGUAAGGAGACUUAUUUAUCUUUCUCAUACUAGACCUGAUAUUGUUUAUGUUGUGAGUGUGGUUAGUCAAUUUAUGCAUUGUCCCAGCGAAAAGCAUAUGGAUGCAGUGUAUCGUAUUUUGAAGUAUCUUAAGAUGACACUUGGAAAAGGCUUGUUGUUUGAAAAGAAGGGUGAAUUAGAAGUUGUAGGGUACACAGAUGCUGAUUGGGUUGGUGAUAAGAUUGACAGACGGUCUAUAUCUGGGUAUUUUACAUUUGUUGGAGGAAACCUUGUGACUUGGCGUAGUAAGAAACAAAAAGUCGUUGCAAGAUCAAGUGCUGAAGCAGAGUUUCAAGGUAUGACACAUGGAGUUUGUGAGAUGCUGUGGAUUCGUAAUGUAUUAAAAGAAUUGGGUUUCAAACUCAAGAAACCCAUGGACUUGCAUUGUGAUAGCACGUCUGCUAUUGAAAUUGCUCAUAAUCCUAUUUAG